CGGCUUUUCGGCUUCACCCCGAGGGGUGUGUCAAUCACAGCUUCACAUCUGUCGUCUAUAUAGAUUACCACCCAAUUUCUUAUCCACCGCCACCGCAACAUCGCACAACAUGGGUAUAUUUACACCGUCUGCUCCAGCCGUACUCAGCCCGGUCCACCCCCCACUCGGAAUCCACCCUGCGUACACCUCGCACCCUCAGCCUGUCACGCUCGUCUUGAAAGAGCGCGUCUUUUCCUUUAGCGGCGAUGACUUUGGGGUCAAGGAUACGAACGGACAGGUGGUGGUGAGAUGUCAGGGGAAAGCGCUCUCAUUUAAGGAUCGUAAGGUGAUCACCGACCCAAAUGGCCAGUUCCUCUUUGGCAUCCGCAAUAAGCUCAUCGCCAUCCACAAGACAUUCAUCGGUGAGGACGCACAUGGGAACGAAAUAUUCCGUAUCAAAAAGAAACUCUCUUUCGGUUCACACCUGGUUGCCACUUUCCACAACCCUGCCACCAAUUCCCCUACGACUCUUGUUUUGAAAGGAGACUUCUGGGGAGGGUCUGCUGAUAUAUCCAUUGAGGGUGGGCCGGUAGUGGGCCAGAUUUCGAGAAAGCUGUUUAAUGCGCGAGAGUUCUGGGGGGAUAAACAGACUUACUUUUUGACAGUAGCCCCAGGCGUGGACCUUGCGCUCAUGGCAGCGGUCUGUAUAUGCUUCGAUGAGGCGAAGAAUGAGGAAAAUAACUAAAUGCGGACAUGACGGUAGCUACUGCUCUUUAUUUGAUUUCACUGCAACGUAAGAAGUGUAUAAUUAUAUCACGAUAUGCAUACAUAUUGUAUAAGCAAAGAAACC
Messenger RNA from Cryptococcus deneoformans JEC21, 829 nucleotides. RefSeq lists its product as hypothetical. The coding region runs from base 110 to 724 and encodes 204 amino acids. The record is from RefSeq and is a predicted model, not a curated record. The transcript has 3 exons. NCBI's taxonomy places the organism in Eukaryota, Fungi, Basidiomycota, Tremellomycetes, Tremellales, Cryptococcaceae.